Messenger RNA from Salpingoeca rosetta, 1654 nucleotides. RefSeq lists its product as uncharacterized. The transcript is spliced from 14 exons. The record is from RefSeq and is a predicted model, not a curated record. NCBI's taxonomy places the organism in Eukaryota, Choanoflagellata, Craspedida, Salpingoecidae. Bases 416 to 1654 code for a protein of 412 amino acids. Gene Ontology annotation, cellular component: centrosome.
CAAUUUUGCUGAGUCAGCAGUAUUUGCGUUGUUGGUCAGCUGUGCGCUGUUGUCAAGUGAAAGCUAAGCACACACACACACACAAGCGCGCUGUUUUGCCCCUGCUGCUGUUGCUGCGACAGCGUUGCUUGUUGCUUGUUGUGUGCACUCUGCGAACCAAUUGAUUGGGUUGUGUUUGGUUGGUGGCUGUCAGUGCUCGCGGUGUGUGUUGUUCCUUGUGUGGCGCGUUUGUUGUCUUGGUGCUCUCUGAGUGAGUGAGUGAAGCAGGCGUUCCUUCCACACGCACACACACGCAUACACACGCGCGCGCAAACAACAGCCGCUUCCAUCUCUCUCUUUGCGUGUCUCCUUGCCUGCGGCCGCUGCUUGCACCGCGCACCUUGCUCUCUCUCUCUCUCUCGCUACGUUCCACACCAUGGACACGCUGCCACGGGACAACCGGCUCGCGUUGCACAGCACGCAGCGCCUGCUGGACCAAGCUCGGACAUCGAGCCUUUCCACUAUCCCUCACCUCACAGAAGAAGGUGUUGCCAACAUCUGGUUUGGGGUGUCGCAGUACAUCGCCAAAGCCAUCACAGAGGGCAAGGGGGUCAACGUGAACGGGCUGGGCACCUUCGCCCUCUCUGUCGUGGACGACCGCACCCCAAUCUUCCAGCUCUCGGAACAGUUUAUCCGCAAGCAUGGUCUCAAGGCCACAACCAAACCCACAUCAAGCAGCUGCCCGAUUGUGUCGCUCAACUUCUCAGACAUUGCACGUGCGACGGAUCACAACCGCGACGACGUGGAGGCCUGCUUCUCCGAGAUAAUGACGGCGCUGGAUGGGCAAAUUCGCGAGCCAAGCCCACGCGGUCUCUCCCUCAUCUUCUUUGGCGUCGGCAAACUCUCCAUCCGUGACGGCAAGGUCCGCUUUGCCUUUUUCACCAAAUUCCUGGAGAACCCGCACACCGUGAAUACGGCGACCUCGUCCACCGACCUGUCCUCCCGCCCCGCCACCGUCGGAAUUGUCGAGCACCUCGAGCGGAUGUCUCGACCGGGCACGAUGGAGCGGAACGCGGCGACGCCGAGGCUGCUGUGCACUCCAACAGUGACGCAUCUCAACUUUGGUCUCGAUGGGACCACCCCAACGCAGGAGGCAUGGACAGCACGGAGCAGCAACGCCGCGUUGGAGCCGUGUGCACGGCCGCAGCGCGUCCACCGCUCGAAGGUCACGUGGCAGAGCGCCCUCGAUUCAGCUGCCAUGGUGCCCAUCCUUGAUGGUCCGGAUCCCCUUGAUCUGAUGCCGUGCACACCGCCGCCCGACAAGCCACGAUUCGUCAAGCCAAAACCCGUCGAUGUCAUCCAGGAGGAGGUGGAUGAGGAUGAGUUGCAGCAGUAUGAGCAACUGGCUCAACGCAACAUGCAGUCCUCGCUCUUUGUGCCACUGGAGACCAGCCCACAGUCCCGCCCAACGUCCGCGCAGAAGCAGGCAACGGCACGGUUGCCAAAGGUGCACAGAAAGGACCGCGGAAACCCGGACAAGGUGGAUCCAACAUCCGUUCCGUCGUAUGAGGAGUGGGCACGCAUGCGUGAGGAGCGCGGGAAAAGUCCUUCCCGCCACCGCCUUCGCAUUCGGGACCAGCUUGAUCGUGAUGCGGACAUUCAACAGGUGUUGUGA